CAGAGAUGAAGGCUGAGUUCGCACGGACCCCUGGGAUGGGAUGGGAUGGAGCAGAUGGAGGUGUGCCAUCGGUCGUGAUGUCAGAGCGCAAGGACUCUCAUGAUUGGCUCUAAUUAGAAUCUGCGGCAGCAAAUAGACACGCGUCCUGCAUGAUUGGACUCAAAGUGGCUGUUGCCAAAAAGCGCAGAGAGGCGCAGGAGCUCCAGACGCGGGAGGAGGACCGCUCCAGAUACGGUCAGACAGGCGAGCAGCACUUUUAGCUUGUUAUCGAGAGCUUAUUAGAAGAGUGUGAGGCGGAAUAAAACGCAGCUGAUAUUCCCGGAGCGUUUCGCGUGCGCAACUGCAGCACGACAACUUCAGAAACAUCAAGCAGAACAAGUUCUCCUAAAUCUGAGCACCAUGGCAUCGGUCCCCAGCAGCCAAGUCAAGUGCAAGUUCAAGAGGAGGAGGAGAAGGAGGUGCAAGCGAAAAGAGAAAAUGAACAUGUUGACUACACUGAUCGCCCCUUACAAGUACAUAAGCCCAGCAGCCAAUUGCACAGAAGAUGAGGACACGUUGAGCACCAGCAGUGCUGAGGUCAAGGAGAACCGUAACACAGGAAAUUUGGAAGAUUGCGCUAUUGUUUCAUCGGACUGCCAAACCCUCUUCCUGUCCGAUGCACCCAGGGAUGGGGCAUCUGGCCUCAAGAGAAAGCGACCUUUGGAGGAGGACAAUAAUGGACAUUUGCGCAAAUUGCGUCUGUACUGCAAGAAACUGGCAUGGUCCGAUGCACCAAAGAACGCUCUGGUCCAGCUGAACGAGCUGAGACCAGGUCUACAGUAUCGGAUGGUCUCUCAGACAGGACCAGUGCACGCACCUCUCUUUUCCAUCGCCGUGGAAGUCAACGGACUCACAUUUGAGGGCACAGGCCCUACAAAGAAAAAGGCUAAGAUGAAGGCAGCUGAGAUGGCCCUGAAGUCCUUCAUCCAGUUUCCCAAUGCCUCGCAAGCUCACUUGGCCAUGGGCGGACUGAACAACCCCACGGCUGACUUCACCUCGGACCAGGCCGACUUCCCAGACACGCUGUUCAAAGGCUUCGAGCCUGAUGGCUGCCGCUCUGCCGAGAGCGAGUUGCUGUCUAGCGCCCUCCGUUUGCGCCACACAUUGGACUUGAUGGUGGUGCAGGCGAGGCAAGGAGAUCCCUGUCUUCCCCCACCUCCAGGUCCCACUACCCAGCCCAGCCCGGUUGUCCUGCUCAAUGACCUGCGGCCCGGUCUAAGAUACGCCUGCCUGUCAGAGCGGGUUCAGGGCAAACGGGCACACCGCAGCUUCGUCAUGGCUGUUAGAGUGGACGGCAGGAUAUUCGAGGGCUCAGGUCGCAGUAAGAAGCAGGCAAAGAGGCAGGCGGCUUUGUGUGCCCUGCAGGCGCUCUUCAACUUCAUGCUGGCACCUGAGGCGAGAGCGGGACACCGGCCCAGUAGGAUCAAAUGCCCUCAUUUGCCCCAGGAGUUUGCGGAUGCGAUAUUUCACCUGGUGCGAGAGAAAUACACCGAGCUGGCCGGCUGCUCCUCGCUGCUGCAUGCGCGUCACAAAGGCCUGGCGGGCAUCGUCAUGACCAGAGGUCUGGAUCUGAGACAGGCCCAAGUGGUGGCGCUAUCGACCGGCACUAAAUGCAUUAAUGGAGAGUUUAUCAGUGACCAGGGUCUGGCGGUCAACGAUUGUCACGCUGAAAUCACCACCAGACGAGCCCUGCUGCGGUUCCUGUACUCCCAGCUAGAGUUACACCUCAGCAAAAGGAAAGAGGACUGGGAGCAAUCGAUCUUCGUACGGCACAGAGAUUCCUGUUUGAGACUCCGAGAGAACGUCCUCUUCCACAUGUACAUCAGUACGUCGCCCUGCGGGGACGCCCGCGUCAACUCGCCGUAUGAAAUCACCUCCGACUUGCACAGCAGCAGACAGUUGGUGAAGAAGUUUCACAGUCACCUCCGGACAAAGAUUGAGUCAGGGGAGGGUACGCUGCCCGUGAAGACCCCCGGUCCCUUUCAGACGUGGGACGGAGUCCUUCAAGGAGAACGUCUCAUCACCAUGUCAUGCACCGACAAGAUUUCCAGGUGGAAUGUGCUCGGCCUGCAGGGGGCGCUACUCAGUCAUUUUGUGGAGCCGGUGUAUCUGUACAGCCUGACGGUGGGCAGCCUGAGACACACGGGUCACUUCUCCAGGAUGAUGAACCACAGGUUGGAGAGAGUCGGUCCUCUGCCAACCUGCUACCACCGUAACCAGCCUCUACUGAGCGGCCUGAGCAACAGUGACUGCAGGCAGCAGGGGAAGUCUGUGUGUUACAGUGUCAAUUGGACGGCAGGUGACACCCAACUGGAAGUGCUCAACGCUUCUACUGGGAAGAGAAGAGACUCCGGGGAUCCGUCCAGACUUUGCAAGCAUGUGCUUUUUACACGUUGGAUCAGACUCUAUCGCAAGCUGGUGGUCCGUGGGGCGAGUGGUACGCCGCUGUACUGUGAAGCGAAACAGGCGGCCGGCACCUACCAGACUGUGAAGCUGCAGUGGUUGAAGGGUCUACAGGAAGCAGGACUAGGGACCUGGGUCAGAAAACCUCCCGAGCAGGAAAACUUCACUGUAUGAGUGCAGAAACCUGACCUCGUCACCAAAACCACCUUCACCUUGCAACCAGUCACCACAGAAGCCCUAUAUUUCACCCCUAAAGUCAAAAACAUCCCACUGCCAGAAAAUCUCCACAGGGAGAUGACAGGAGUCAUGACUAAGUGGUAAACCUUGUUCUGUCAAAGUCUCGCAAAAUGUUGCUACCAAGUAAAGGAUGAGGCACGGAAGAAUUUUGUACCUUGCCUUUUAUAGCUUCUGUAGGGAUUUUUUUUUCAAUAGAAAGCAUUACUAUUUGUUGCAAUUAAAUCCCUGCCAAAAGUCCUGAUAUAGGAAAAAAAAAAACAUUCAUGUGUAUGUAAAAUUUUUCGACAUUAUGAAAGAUCCUAUACCUUUCCUCAAAAUUCUAUUAAAACCGAGAACAAUAGUGUACCACCUUGUUCUAGCUAGCUAACAUGUUUCCCAAUCACUGAGUGCUAUGCUAAGCUAGAAGGCUAAGCUACGAACAAAUUCAACCCAAAAUGAUUUUCUAGCACUUCUAAUCAGGCUCAGAAUUGAAUACCCAAAAAGUGGUUUCCAAUGGAAUUGCUUUUUUAUCCAAAGAAGAUAUGAUCUUACAGGAGAUUGAAAGCAAUGAGUUCAACUGUUAGGGUUGUCAAAUGUUCCGUAUAAUAUGGAAUCGUUACAUAUUUAAGGCAUCAAGGUAGCUUGUCCCAUAAUCACAGGCAUAUGCUAUAAGACCUAGACAAAUUUCGCAACUGAUAAUUAAUCAUUCUUUUUCACAAAUCAUUGUUUCAAUUGAAUUCAUAGCAAUUUGUGCAAGGCUUUAAGACCUCGCAGAAUCCUUUUUGUGUAGUCGCUCCCGCUUCACAUCUAAAGGCAAUUCUGUUUUGAUAUCAGAAAAUCAGUUUUGACAAAUCCAAACAAUGUGAUCAUUGAUCAUAAGAACAGCAUCCAUCUAGGCAAGAAGACAUGCAAUCUCCCUGAGGGAAGAUGUUUUUCGUUAGUUAAUAUCGUUAAAUAGAUAGAAAGAGAAAAAAAAAAAAACAUUUUAAUUUGAACUUCUAGUGUGUCUUAAACUUGGAGCCCACACUCUCCAAAUUAUUUCAUUGAAAAUUAUUAAUUUUCAUUCAUUCAUUCAGGCUACAUGGUUGCAAUAACAUUUUAGUUCAAAAUCUGAAAUGCUGAAAAAAACAUGCUUUCUUUGACUUACAUUUCAUCGAUGUUCAUUUGUUAUUCUUUCAGGUUUUGUAUGCACUUAAUUUAACAGUACGUAGUACACCGUACGACAUAACAUUAAACUAUAACGUUCUUUUAAUGAGUUCCAGGAGCUUCUGGAAUACCUUUAGUGUGGAGGUAGUUCAUAUCAAAUUAGUUUUGUCCUCUUGUAUAACACUCCCAAGAUUUAAAUUUUCUCUGCUUUUCAAUAAACUGCACUACAGAGGAAGUUGCAGUGGCCAUUGAGGCCGAAUGCAGGAGAAAUCGUGCAUACAGUCCAUAAUGGCAUGCAGAUUAUCACAAAAUAAUUUAGAUUUUUUUUCCCCAUCACUUUUUAAAAACCAAAAACAUGGAAGGUUAGGGUUACCAUUAGGGUGUGCUUUGUUCUGAGAAACAAUACAUGUAGCUUUCGCAAGACUUUUGACAGAACAAGGGUUACCAACAAUGGAAUUGACAACAAGGGAAAUGUAAGAAACGGGGACAUUUUCUCAGAGCACCGCAGAUGGAAAGAUGGCCACCUCUCUCUCUCUCUCUCUCUCUCCACUGACGGCUCUGCUGUAGCCGUCAUUCAAACGUGUGCAUGUGUGUUAACCUUCGCCAAAGUGAAAGGCAGCCGCCGUCUUGUCAUUAUCUGCCCGUUUCCGGAUGGCCUGCCCCUGAAGAGCUCCGACACGCUGUCCAAUUAGAGGUCCUGUCAGAGUGAUGCGUCCCUCUUUUUCCUCUCUCUCCUUUGCCUUUGGUUCACUGGUACAACUUCAAAAUGGGGGAAAAAAAGAAAGAGGGAACGAAAAAACAGUAGGGGUUGACAUUGCAAAGACAGGUUAAUUCAGCUCCAUUUGGGUUGUGCAGGUUAGAGGUAAUGGUGACAAGCUAAUGUAAAUGGUGCCAUUACGACACCCCAGGUCUCUUGCCGUUUUUGGAGCAGGGACAGCUUGCUGCUUUAAUACCUCAUUUCCACUCACCGGUGACGUGUCAUUUCUCCGCUGGUUUCUCUUUGUGUGUCAGUGCUGUAUCUUUACACAGGGUGUUCCAGGGGGAAACGCUGGCGGAUUGAUGUAGGCACAAAAGUGCCUAAGAGUGCAAGUAGAGAUCCGUGAUUAUGGAGUAAUUUGUAGUUAAUGGAUUCAUUUACAAACCGAGCACAUUACAAAUUGCUUCUUAAAGCCCGACCCAACCUUUGAAACGCAUGCCACUUUAACCGAGGUUUAACCAAUGAUUCUCCUGCAUUCGCUUAUUUAAUUUAAUUUACAGAUACAUCCGUGUCUUUUUGAUUUAGAUGUGCACUUUUCCGUGUUUUAGUGUGCGUGUUUAAACCUUGAAUCAUUUCCUCAAGUUAUCAUUAUUUGUCUGUGAAGAUGUUUGUUGUUGUAUACAAAUACAAUCAUAUUACUCCAUGAUUAUUAUAUUUUAAUGGUGGAUUCCUUUCUUGCUGUAGUUCAUUGUUACUGCAUAAUUUGUUACCGCUUUGAGUAUAUUAUCACAGCACAUGUUUUUGUUUUUUUCAUAAGCUUUCAGUAUGUAUUUUCAAAUGCCAGUCUGUCAACCUUUGCUGAGAUGUCAUGUAUCCACCCCUUUACAAACAGCUCAAGAUGUUACAGGGACACCUUGUGGUGGCACAUAUAUUUAAGGUUUUUUGACACCUGUUUAAAUGUCUAAUGGUAUAUUAUAUAUAUUUUAAAUAAUGAAUCCAUCCCAACUUAAAUGUGAUUAUUUUGUCUACUAAUAGAAAUAGAAUAUCAGUAGAAAUAUGGUGAAACUGACAGAUCGAAAUAUGUAACCCAGCAUUACCUACCUUUGGCUUCUUUCUGUUAUCUGGAUUUAUUUUUUUUUCCCUAAAAAUGCUGAUGAAAACGUAAUGAUAUUGAAUGGAAUGAUCUGUUUCGUAGUUAUUUGCACCACACUGACAACCCAGUUUUGAAUCUGACAUGAUUGGAAAGACUGUUAAUGCACGUCCGUCUUCUCUGUACUUAUUUCACUAACAUUUGUUUUAUGUUUGGGUUGAACCUUUUCUUCAUCACAACAGAAACAUGAAAAGCCCCAGACAAAACUACAUCAAGUAAUUCAGUCCUAAGGCAUGAUUGAAUGGCAAUAUUGUACUAAUGACUGUACAUUUUGUAAAAAUUUGUAAGAAAAAGAUUUAAAGAAUACCCUAAAGAUAUGUCUCGAUAAAGUGUACAUUUUAACCCAAAAGCAUAUGCUCCUAAGGUGUGUACAUUGCACUUGAGUUAAAAGUGAAUGUUUAUGUGAAUAAAAACAAAAAUGUUGUGUUAUACUUGGACUUGAUUCUGUUUGUUGUGCUGUAAAAAUACUUUUGGAUAAUGCAUUAUAAAAGUAGUUUAAAUGCAUUAAUUACGCCUUGUAAUGCACCUAAUAAUGCAUUGUAAAAUAACCACAGUUAGUACUAUUAUACCCUCUAAUAACUCUUUAAAAUGCAUUAUAAAUUUACACUUUUACACACACACACACAUAUUUAUAAUGUGUAGAUUCCAUCAAAACAAUGCGAUCGUUGAAAGACAUCUUCACUUUAUUCUGAAGCCCAGCAGUGAAUGCUUCUGAUGCUAGAUCUCUACAUUAUUAUAAGAUGCAAUAUGUUUCUCCAAUACAGCAAAUUAAGUCGCUCUCAAAUAAAAAAGUGAAAUGGCUCAAAUACCCCACAGAACAUUGUAUCAAGUUAAAGACAGCUUAAAUUUCUCAUUUUUAAAGGACGUUCUGAUGGGUCAUAUGCGUUGUUGUUAGACAGCUGGAUAAAAGAUGAGUUUUUGAUGCGUCUUUGCGUACAUUUCAACUCUAAA
Messenger RNA from Carassius auratus (goldfish), 6602 nucleotides. It is a transcript of the gene adarb2, whose product is annotated as adenosine deaminase RNA specific B2 (inactive). The coding region runs from base 400 to 2616 and encodes 738 amino acids. The record is from RefSeq and is a predicted model, not a curated record. Gene Ontology annotation, biological process: RNA processing; adenosine to inosine editing. Gene Ontology annotation, molecular function: double-stranded RNA binding; tRNA-specific adenosine deaminase activity; adenosine deaminase activity. The transcript is spliced from 10 exons. Lineage: Eukaryota; Metazoa; Chordata; Actinopteri; Cypriniformes; Cyprinidae. Gene Ontology annotation, cellular component: nucleolus; cytoplasm.